GUUUGACGUCGAUGAAAGGCAGUGAGAGAGAUUGAAUGAAGAUGAUUAGUUGUGUGUUUGUGAAGCUCAAGGGUCUGUUUUUGGGGAUUUUGAGCCUCUUCAGACGUGCUCUGUGUCUCUCCAGGCGCCGAGGACAAUCCCUGGACUGUGGCGAUGAGGAUCUGCAGACUGUUAGCGUUGUGACGAGCCACAGAGGCGCAAGAACGAAAAAUGAGCCGGAGAGAGAUUGGAACACUUGGGAUGACACUCCGAGGACCGUGGAAGAGCACAUUGAAGUAUACAGGCAGAAGCUGUCGCGAAAGGCUGAUGAUCAGGGCGAGAGGGAACCGGAGAUUGACUUCUUUGGGGACAUGGAACCCAAAGUUGUGAGGCAAACCAAAGUACUUAUAAGGACAGACAAGGAGCCGGAGAAGAACUUCUCCAGACUCACAGCCGCCAGCGAUGCCACCAUUCCGUAUGCUGCAGAACUCGAAGACUGGGUGGACGACUCAAAGUCAGGCUGGGAGGAGGUGAACGAGGAUGCCUCGCGGCUGAUCCGCGAGAAGCGACGGGAACAGCGGGCUCAACAGAAGAUGCAACGACAGAAGGACGUGAGUACAAAUCAGGGAUUCGCCGAGAGGAUAGGAAACCGGAAAAUCUAGUGGAGGAAUUAAAAUGUGACAAUGAUUUUUUGUGUGAGA
This is a messenger RNA of Phlebotomus argentipes, 680 nucleotides long. RefSeq lists its product as uncharacterized. The coding region runs from base 36 to 641 and encodes 201 amino acids. Gene Ontology annotation, cellular component: secretory granule. The transcript has 3 exons. The record is from RefSeq and is a predicted model, not a curated record. Lineage: Eukaryota; Metazoa; Arthropoda; Insecta; Diptera; Psychodidae.